GCGUCAUCGCUGAACUGGUGACGUCGAAAUGCUGCGACGGUGCCUCAGCUUCAAACAUGGCUUCAAGAUUAGAAAUCAAUUUUAUCCGAUUAUUAUCCCGCUGUGAAUCUAUAGCUUCCGAGAAAAGAGCGGAAACCGAAUGGAGGCUAGAAAAGUAUGUUGGUGCCCUGGAGGAGAUGCUGGUGGCUCUGAGGAAAAGCCCUAGCAAACCAACAGCAGAAAUGAUGACUGAAUAUUCAAGGAAAGUCGAUUUUCUGAAAGGGCUUCUUGAGGCAGAGAAACUGACUUCACCAUCAGAAAAAGCUUUGGCUAAUCAGUUCCUCACCCCCGGGCGAACACCCACAAUAGGCAAUGAGAGGAUGCCUGCCUCAAAAACUGUCCACAUGCAGACGAAGGCCCGGUGUACGGGAGAGAUGAGGGACGAGCUGCUUGGCACAGGGAUGUCCGGCAAAGGCACAUCGGAAACAGACUUGCGAAACAGAAAAGGUCUUCCUAUGGAUGAGCGUCAGUCUGCUGCAGAGCUCGAGGCCGUCAUGCAGCACCACCACAACCUCCAGGAGAAACUUGCCGAGGACAUGCUCAACCUGGCCCGAAACUUGAAGAACAACACUCUGGCAGCGCAGAACAUCAUCAAACAGGACAACCAGACCCUGAGCCAGUCCAUGCGCCAGGCCGACGUGAACUUUGAGAAGCUGAAGAAUGAGUCGGAGCGACUGGAGCAGCACACCAAGAAGUCAGUCAACUGGUUGCUGUGGCUGAUGCUCAUCCUGGUCUCCUUCAGCUUCAUCAGCAUGAUCCUCUUCAUCCGAAUCUUCCCCCGGCUUCGAUGAUGAUGACCGUCCACAAUCCCGAACUAUUAGCGCUGUGGCCUGCUGUGUUUACAGAGAAGUACCUACAUAAGCCUCCUGGAUCUGCUCACACACACACACACACACACACACACACACACACACACAGAACCAAAACAUUUGCACUUUUGAAACAAAGUCUUCCUCUAAACGAGCUGAUGGGACUAAAAAAUGUAGUUUGAAGUCUUGGCCUACCUUUUUUUUUUUUUUUUUUUAAAGAGCUUUUUGUUGGAGGCUUUUUGCAAGCAGCAACAUGUCUUAAUAGCCAGACAGCGGGGGCUGAGCCUUAAUAGUUUUAAUCCCUUUCAGGUAUGCUAUUAGCCAUUCAAUACACGUAUGUACUUCAUCCUUUAGUGUGACCUAAAUAAUCUUUUACAGAAAAAUAAAUGUUGCCAUGCAUUGGUCUUAAAGUGUUUACCAACAGUUCGGCAUUACUGUAUAUUAGCUACAGUUUAAACACUACAUUAAUACUCAAUUGACUAUGUAUAAAUGUGGACUUAUAACACUUGACUAACUGCCCCUAUUUGACAUUUAUGAGCACAAUAGAAAUGUUUAGUGAAUGGUUUAUCACAAUAUACUGUUGCAAUGAUGAUGAUUGAAAGUGUUUUUCAACAAUUCUAACUUCCAUGAAGACAAAUUAUUAUAUGUCCUAUAUUAUCAUUCGUUAUCUGUUUGUAGUGCUAUGAUUCACUCGUUAAAUGUUUUCUAUGGUGCUUAUGAUUGCUAAAUAAGGAGGUUAAAGCGUUUUAUUGAAACGGUAUAAUACAAAUUGCAAACAAGAUUCCCAUUAUCAGUUUAAUUUGUCAUCUUCAACGUUGAAGACGUUCAUCUUAGAGAUUUGUGUCGUUAGGAGUUCAAAACUCCUCACCCUGUGUGAUUCGCUCAUUCCUGUUUGUUUAGGAGUCUGUUUGUGUCCACCAGGUGGGGGAUGUGUGUUGUGUUGUUGAUGACUGCAGAUGUCGAUGAAGUAAGAUUUUGUUCUCAUUAAAAUGACUGUAACCGCU
Messenger RNA from Pungitius pungitius (ninespine stickleback), 1852 nucleotides. RefSeq names its product unconventional SNARE in the ER 1 homolog (S. cerevisiae) (gene use1). Gene Ontology annotation, cellular component: endoplasmic reticulum; SNARE complex. The transcript is spliced from 8 exons. Gene Ontology annotation, biological process: retrograde vesicle-mediated transport, Golgi to endoplasmic reticulum. NCBI's taxonomy places the organism in Eukaryota, Metazoa, Chordata, Actinopteri, Perciformes, Gasterosteidae. The coding region runs from base 57 to 830 and encodes 257 amino acids. Gene Ontology annotation, molecular function: SNAP receptor activity. The record is from RefSeq and is a predicted model, not a curated record.